Messenger RNA from Lytechinus variegatus (green sea urchin), 2401 nucleotides. Its product is annotated as leucine-rich repeat-containing protein 14B-like. Gene Ontology annotation, cellular component: cytoplasm. The coding region runs from base 452 to 1981 and encodes 509 amino acids. The transcript has 6 exons. The record is from RefSeq and is a predicted model, not a curated record. NCBI's taxonomy places the organism in Eukaryota, Metazoa, Echinodermata, Echinoidea, Temnopleuroida, Toxopneustidae.
UUGAAUUCUUCCAAAAAGUCAUUAAAAUACAUCUCAAAUAUAUUCAAAGAAAAUUUAUUUAGUGCUAAAGUAUUAAACUCAAAACUACAGUGAUAGCUCGAGAUGUUGUUUCUUGCUAAAGACUAACUAACGGGACUUUCCCUUCAUGCCCUUGGUCCUUGUCGUGACUUUGAGCCACCAAUCCUGCAUGAGCGCGCGCGAAACGUGAAUAAUGUUGCAGAAGCUUAUCAUCCUCCUAGAAUUAGAAGGCUCCAAAUGACUGGUUGCCAACAGGCACAAGACAGAAGAAGGGAGAGAACCUGCAAUACGAUACAAGUUGAAAAUCAUGAAAUAGCUUACAAUUAUCAUGUUGUAGGUUAAUUGUUCGUGUUAGUCAAGAACAGUUGCUAGCUGCGUGAAGUACGGCGGAACAACUGACAAAUCAGAGACAGAACUAUAUUAAGCCUUGGUGAUGGCACGUUGCCUGUUCAAAGCCCGCUCUCUUGCUGAAAAAGAAUCCAUGCUGAAAGAAGAGAUAGUACGAGGAACGACCCGCAUUCUUUCUCUCGUCGAUGCUUCUUCUCUGGUAGUGACUGGGAACUUGAACCUGACCUUGUAUGCUCUCAAGGUCAUUCCGCGUCAUUUGUAUCCUGUAUUAUUGGCUGCAAGUUUACGGAGGGGUCUGGUUGUUUCUACGAAGGCCAUCAUCGGUUCCUGGCCAUUUGCAUCACUCAACUUUCCAGCCCUUCAUAAUUAUUCUGAUAUUCCUAGUAUCCAACAAGCCGAUGAACAGCAUGAUCAUCCAGCCCUAGCUGCUGCUAUCGCCAUAUCGGAGCAGAAAGAUUGCAGAAUCGAAGAUGUUGACCUCACCUCUCUCAACAUUAGUGACAGAACCAAUGAUUUGUUCUUGAAUACCUUAUUGAAGGGAAGACAAGCUGAAACACAGGAAUCAAAAUGUGAGAAGCAACACAGAAGCGCAUCGUCAAAAGAGCACAAAGGACUGAGAAUUCUGAUGAACUCGAGGGUAACCGGUCAAGGAAUCAAGGCCUUCUUUAAGAAGAGGAGCCAACUCCAAGCUGUCAAUAUACAUGUACGUAACAAGAGACUCUGGGUUGACCAAUGUGGGACAGAACUGGUUGAGAGAGUCUUGACUUUUGUUGAAAAAGAGGGAACAACCGAGCUUAACUUGAGCUACAACAGCCUUAGAAAUGAGGGUCUUCGAAGGAUCUUGCCUUUUAUUCAGCAGUUUCCAGCACUGACUGUACUCUGUCUUCAGUACAAUACCCUGAACUUGACAAAAGAUCAUGACAACUCAGUAGUGACCAGUUUAUCGUCUACAUUGCAACAUCUUCCCCGUUUGAGGUAUCUCAACUUAACUGCGAAUCGUAUAACCAGGAAAUUAGCAGAAAUACUGAGAAUAGUGGAGCAGCCAUUGAUUCUCCUUGAUGUGACCUGCUGCAUGCUAUCUAAAGAAGAUAUCGCUUAUCUCGCUGGGUCUUGUCAUUGUCAAGGUAUGCAACACCUGCUCUUGAGGGAUAACUAUGACUUUGGGCGCAACUGGGAUGUAGCUGAGAGACUCCUCCGGAACGUUGCUGACAACCUGGUAGAGCUUGAUUUAGAGCACUGCAACCUUGGACAAAUUCAAGGUUUUGCUGGACAACUUGCCAUCCUGGCGCCAAGAUUCAAAUGCUUGAGGUCUCUGGAGAUCCAGCGGAAUUUCUUAAGAGCUAGGGAUCAGAUCAAUGUGGUUGUGGAAUAUGGUAACUGCCCUUCAAUGGAGAUGCUUCGAUUGUCUUUCCCAGUCCAAGAGGAUGAUGUUUUUGUGGUGGAAGAUGAAGGUAGGACUGAUCCGGAAUGGUUUGAGAAUGUUUGCAGGAAAAGGAAAGCUGAAACUAGGCAUCAUCAAUCAAGCAGUACUGAUUGUAAACAAAUAAUUGUCUUCGUAUAUCAAGAAGACUUUGUAUCCCAUUCAGCUGAAACACAAUUUACAUUUUCAAUUUGAUAAUUGAUAUGUCACAGCAUUGGAGAUGUUCUGCAUAUUUCUGAAAUCCCUAAAAACCAUUAAGAUCUAAAGUUUGAGUGACAUUUAUCAUUCCAAAGAUUCAAAUUUCUGAAAUACAUGUACAGUAUUUGUUAUUCAAGGAGAUUUUGUAUCCUAUUUAACUGAAAUGUGAUUUCCAUUUUUAAUUGAAUAAUUGAAGUGUCACUGAAUUACUGAAUAUUAGCUUGCUGUUUCUGAAUAUCCUAAAAAUAAAUCAUUAGGAUAUUGUGAUUCAUUUUAAGUUUAUUAUCCCAGAUUAAAAAUUAUGGAAUAUAUGUCAAUUUGAAUUUGUAUAUCAAAAAGAUCUUGUAUAUUCCUUCCAGCUGAAAAUUAAUUUUCAUUUUCAAUUUGACAAUUGACUCAUCACCAAAUUGCUGUUGC